AUGUCGGUCCAAGCAGCACUGAAAGCGCCCUUCCGCGUAGGAACCAAGGAGGUCUACCUCCCCAACUUCACAGUCACCUUCAUCCGCACACCGCGCAUGCCCGCCUCAUUCGCAAAAUUCAUCGUCCCCUUGAACAUGAACAAGCUCGAUCUCCGCGACUACCUCUACCACGCCUACAACGUCCGCGUCGUCAGCGUCCGCAGCUACAUCGAGCAACAAAAAGUCACCCAAGGCAAACCCAACGCCCCAAAGAUGCAAAUCAAGCGGUGGUUCCGCCCUCGCGCCAUCAAGAAAAUGACUGUGGAGUUGGAGAGUCCGUUUGUGUGGCCGAGCACGCCGACUAAAGAGCAGUUGAAUGAGCAGUGGAGUAAGGAUACGCAUGAGCAGGCGAGAAAGGAUAACGACAAAUACGCAGAGAUGAGGGGCAGGUUGGCAGAUGCGGCUGUGGAUAGAGGAGAGAGAAUCAGCAUGAGGGAGCAGGCCAAAGCGCUGUUGGAGAAGAAGGAGCAGUGGAAGCCUGCUGAGGAGCUGGGCUUUGCGAGAAAGUAAGCGUGUUGAACGCAUCUUCCAUUCAUGAGCAUUCUUGGGAAGGAGUUGGGGCGCUGUAAAAAAAGGUGGUCAAUUUGUGCAUAUGGGAUUGCACUGUACUAUAUUCGAAUGAAGUUGGGCAUAUAUCGUCCGCUCGUUACCAGAAGGUAGCGGGCUGUACUCUUACAACAUCAUUUCCAGACACUCAUUAGAGACUUGGUCUUUGGCGUUACGUCAGAUCUUGCUUCAACACUUACAAUAUUCAUCAUGUCAAGAUCAGCUUCCAAGAAGAUGUUCUAGGGAUUCACGUAGAGGCAGGU
Molecule: messenger RNA, 848 nt
Organism: Aureobasidium pullulans EXF-150
Lineage: Eukaryota; Fungi; Ascomycota; Dothideomycetes; Dothideales; Saccotheciaceae
Exons: 2
Coding region: 1-549 (182 amino acids)
Biological process (GO): mitochondrial translation
Cellular component (GO): mitochondrial large ribosomal subunit; ribosome
Molecular function (GO): structural constituent of ribosome
Source: RefSeq, a predicted model, not a curated record